GCUAUAAGAGGCAGGCAGCGGUCGGUUCCUGGCAUUCCGCCAGUGGUCCUCCCCGUCGAUUCAUCUUCACGCCUCCCUGCCGUCCGUGGCCAUGGCAACCUGGAGUAGCUUGGUGCUGUUGUCCGCUAUAGCGGUUAGCGCGCUGAGUUUGCCCCAGCCCGAUGAGGGCGCCUACAACAUUCCUCGCGUGGGCGCAGGGAGACGCUCCCAGUACUAUGUCCUGCACAGCGACGGGACUUACAAGUACGGCCACGACACCGGCGAGGGAGCCUUCGAGAGCGCGCGUCUGAAGAGCGCCGGAGAUCUGGACGGAGAGUUCGGAUACAAGGAUCCUGAAGGACAAAACGUCAGGCUUCAGUAUAAAUCUGGAGUGGGUGGAUUCCGGGCGCAGGGCGACCACCUGCCGGCCCCGCAUCCUGACUUCACGGCAGCCCAUGCGGCGGCGCAGUCCAGAAGGCCCUUCGUUGACCCUCUGGCCGACACCGACAGCGAUGCCUCCUACACAUUCCAAUUCGCCGGAGACGAGCAAUCGCGGACCGAGGUGAGCGACGCUGACGGAAAUGUUCGCGGGUCCUAUACGUACACUGACGAGGACGGCCGCACACGCACGUUCUCCUACACGGCCGGUCGAGGCACUGGCUUCGUCGUCGAAGGAGACGACCUGCCGCAGCAGAUUGAUUCGGACGCAACUCCCGCUGCCACCCGACUCGCUUCGUCUUCCAGGCGCUUUUCUUCAACGCGCCCGGCGGGAACAACAUCCAACAGGCAGACGUCGACGGCAUCUUCCUUCAGAGCGACUGCGGGAGGCCAGCGCACUGCACCAAAACGUCCCGUCGCCACUCAGGCUUCCAGCUCCCAGUUUGGUUCACGCGUGGCUUCUACCAGUUUAACCGGACAGUCUGCACAUCGCAGACCUUUCGGUAGCGCUACACCUGCUCGGCGGCCCUCUGCUACUUCCUUUGGUGUUUCGGCUCAGCGCACACCCGCAACCUACAGCACUUCCAUUUCCCACACCCCUGAUGCCUCUCGGCCCUCUGCACCCCGCACACCCUCCAGCUUCAGUUCUUCCGCUUCCCGCGCCCCCGCGGCCUCCCGUCCCUCCGCCUUCAGCUCCUUCUCCCCCCAGACUCGCCUCUCAAGUCGUCCAUUCGAAGAGGCCAACACGCGCAGCGAGGUCAGAGCCGAUGGCGGUUAUUCCUUCGCGUAUGAGACUUCCAGCCACUCUCGGGCAGAGUCUGGCGACAGAGAUAACAACGUUGACGGAAAGUUCGAUUUCGUGGCCGAGGACGACGGUCAGAGACGAAGUGUGCAAUAUGAAGCUGGAUCUGACACAGGAUUCAUUGCUGAAGGAGCUCACAUACCCGUAGGACCUGAGGUUCCCGGGGCACCAUCCGGUCAGCCAACUGGAAGGCUCGUCCCAGUAAAGGAGACGCCCUUCGUUGACCCUCUCGCCAAUACUGGCUUAGAUGCCUCCUACAACUUCGCCUUUGACUCUGAGCAAUAUUCUCGCUCAGAAACCGCUGACGCCGACGGAAACGUGCAGGGCACCUACACCGUGGUGGACGACGAUGGAACGCGUCGCACUUUCCGCUUCCGCGCCGGAAAAGGUAUCGGAUUUGAGACAGAAGAGAUCUCAGUCUCUCGCGGUCCUCCUCCUUCCCGCACUGCAUCAACCGCACCCGCCUCCUCCAGCACUUCUUCUUUGGGCGCAGGUUCCUCUUUCUCUUCCAUCAGCCAGGGAUCGGCUACCAGUGGUGGCGUUAUUUCCUACAAAUCUCCUUCCACCGCCAGCCGCGCCCCCGUGGCUCCUCGGCCAUCAAGCACAUCAACCUUCUCUUCAUUCAGCAGUUCUUCACAGCAGGCCUCGAGGACACCUCCCCUGAGAAGUAUCUUCAAGCCCACGUCAACCAAAGAGGUUUUCCCGGGCUUCAAGUUGCAUCAGUAUGACUUUACUAAGAACCCAGAUAAGUUUGGCUACGUCCUGACCUUCGAUAACUAGCUGUGCAAAUGACUAGAGGGCACCAACAAUGAACCACUUGCAAGCAGGCUGCCACUCCAAAUUGGUUUUAUUCAUACUGUAUUCUUUAUUUUCUAACACGUCAUCAAGUAGCUCAAGGAUCUGUGCUGAUAGAACGAAAAAUGCACACGUACCGGUCUAAGGAACAGGCAUAUCGAAUUGCAAAUCAGUAACAGAUUCAGAGUUACAAGAAGCAUUGACAUAUCACAAGCUACACGAAGAUACUAACAUAUCUCAGGUUCCACGAAUAGGAAAUACUUCUAUUUUUAACA
This is a messenger RNA of Penaeus monodon (black tiger shrimp), 2289 nucleotides long. RefSeq names its product mucin-19-like. Gene Ontology annotation, molecular function: structural constituent of chitin-based larval cuticle. The coding region runs from base 92 to 1999 and encodes 635 amino acids. The record is from RefSeq and is a predicted model, not a curated record. Gene Ontology annotation, cellular component: chitin-based extracellular matrix. The transcript is spliced from 2 exons. NCBI's taxonomy places the organism in Eukaryota, Metazoa, Arthropoda, Malacostraca, Decapoda, Penaeidae.